Molecule: messenger RNA, 4307 nt
Organism: Achroia grisella
Lineage: Eukaryota; Metazoa; Arthropoda; Insecta; Lepidoptera; Pyralidae
Gene: Eip63E
Product: cyclin-dependent kinase 14
Exons: 11
Coding region: 457-1896 (479 amino acids)
Biological process (GO): protein phosphorylation
Cellular component (GO): cytoplasm; cytosol; nucleus
Molecular function (GO): cyclin binding; cyclin-dependent protein serine/threonine kinase activity; ATP binding
Source: RefSeq, a predicted model, not a curated record
CGACGACGCCCGACUUCCGCGCGACGUUCGAACACUUUCUCUGGAACGCAUCUCUCGCAAAUUGUCAUUGUUACGAUAAAACAAUAGCGGUGUGCGUAAUCCCGCUUCCAUUAUUGAAGUGAUUGUAAACAUUCACCGGGCCUGCGUAACGAGCCAACUAAACACUCUUUGAAACUCAGGAAUAGUUUGUGGAACUGUUUAUACGAGUAGAGUGUGUACAUUUUAUGGACGCAAUAUACGUAGUGACGCAACAGUGAAUCUCAGUCAUUGUAUUGUUUUAAAAUCAAUCUUGUAUAGGACGUUUAGAGCUAUUUUAUAGCUUGUUUUAGUGAUUACAUUGAUAUAAAAGGCGGCAAGCUGUAUUCGUUCGAAAGUUUCAAGGUUUACGAGUACGAUGAUGAUAGAACGUAUAACGGUCACGAAGAUGUAUUCGGCACAUCUAAGAGAAGCGUGACAAUGAGAGAAAAAAGGGGCGGCGCUAUGAGCAAAAUGCAAAAGCUUCGGAAGCGCUUGUCCCUUAGCUUCGGUAGAUUAUCAACAAAAGACGAGCCCGACGGGGAUAGUGGCGAGUGCCGCGGCAGGCAACAGAACGGAGGCGGCCGCGGCAAACUGUCAUACAAUGGAUAUUCAGAGGAGUGCCUGGACCGGCUCGAACAAAACGGCAACAUACCACAUGACAAGGAGCCUCAUUACGAAUGGAGCGGAGGUGGUAACGGCGAGUACCGGGUGCGAAGACAACUGUCGGUGUCAUCCGACUCGAAACUCCUGGACGAGGGAGCCCGGGAAGACGCGCGAGUGGUGAUGAGGCCCAAGCGACCACCCAGGCCUAAAUCAGAGGCCUUUCUAGGACCGCAUGAUCACAGCAACCGCCGCACUAAGCGGUUUAGUGCCUUUGGGGGAGAUUCUCCGUUCGGGAAAUCCGAAGCUUAUAUAAAACUUGAACAGCUCGGUGAGGGUUCCUACGCCACAGUGUAUAAAGGUUAUAGCAAUUUAACACAGCAAGUAGUAGCUUUGAAAGAGAUCAGACUGCAAGAGGACGAGGGUGCGCCAUUCACAGCGAUCAGGGAAGCGUCGUUACUCAAAGAGUUGAAGCACGCCAAUAUAGUCACACUGCACGACAUUGUGCACACGCGGGAAACGCUUACCUUCGUGUUUGAAUUCGUGGACACAGACCUAUCACAAUACAUGGAGAGGCAUUCGGGCGGGCUCAAUCAUCACAACGUAAGGCUAUUCAUGUUCCAGUUAUUGCGCGGAUUGUCGUACUGUCAUCGGAGAAGAGUCUUACACAGGGACGUGAAGCCACAGAAUCUACUAAUAAGCUCGCACGGAGAACUGAAACUGGCCGACUUUGGACUAGCCAGGGCCAAGUCGGUGCCAAGCCACACGUAUUCACACGAAGUUGUCACACUGUGGUAUAGACCUCCAGAUGUGUUGUUAGGCAGCACAGAGUACUCGACGUCACUGGACAUGUGGGGCGUAGGGUGCAUAUUCGUCGAGAUGUUGUGCGGGGUGCCCACCUUCCCCGGUGUAAGGGAUACGCACGACCAGCUCGACAAAAUAUUCAAGGUGGUCGGAACACCGACGGAAGAAAGUUGGUCAGGCGUGAGCCGCCUCCCGGGGUUACGGACACACGUGUCCCGAUGGGGCUCGUGCCCGGCUCGCCCACUAGGCUCGGCGUUCCCGAGGCUAAGAGACGGUGGCCGGGAUGCUGAACGGCUAGCCGCCUCGUUGUUACAACCUGACCCGUGCCGCCGGCUAUCCGCCGACCGGGCGUUACACCACGUGUACUUCGCACCACUGCCACCGCGGCUCCGAGAGCUGCCUGAUGAGGUGUCAAUAUUCACAGUGGAAGGCGUUUGCAUGCACCCGGAAACGCGACACGCCGCCAUCAAGUGAGCGACCCACCGACGCACAUACCUUAGUUGAAUAUAUUACAAUUCGUUUGUCUGCAUUCGCAGCUCGCCGGUCAGUCGCACCGAUCAACUAGUCGGUCGUAUCGACCAACCCACUGAUCGUCUCGACCAAUCACGUGGUCGCCCUGAUAAAUCAACUGAUCGAAGUGACCAAGGUCGUAAUGUCCAACCAGCUGGUCGAUACGAUCAAUUUGCUGAUCACGUAGAUCUAAUCCAUGGUCGCGCUGAUCAUAAGGUAGUACCGACCGAUAACACUCUGUGUACAGAGAGCGAGCUUUAUCCGAUAGUUAUAAUAGUAUGUUUCAAUUCCUAUAGUUUUAAUGUAUUGAAAUCUGGUUGACUCGUUUUGGUGGACCAAAAUUUCGUGAUAGUUCUCUCGUCUAGUUUAAAAUUUUUCGAACGGGCAUCGAAUGCCAGCGACAGUAUUCGUUUUAUUUCUAUACCUUAUUAUUUGUCCAUCCGUCGAUUGCUAUGUCGACACGAUAAUUAAGCGCUUGCUAGCUUCUAACGGAAUAUCCAUCCAUAUAAUUCAAUUAUUCUAUGGUGACAAGGUAAACUGAUAGGUAUCGAGUGUACGAAUUAUAUAUGUAUAAAUAUAUAACAGAGCAGUGUGCCAUGUAUAUCUAUAAUUGAGAAGAGUAUGACGUGUUAUUUUAAAAGAUUUUUAUGCUGGAUAUAUUAUGCUCAUAAUUUGGUAAAAAUGUUGAAGAUGUUUAUUUAUAUUUAUUAAGGGAUAAUUGUCGACGAUGUUAACUCUAAUGCAGUCUUAUGAAAAUAUACGGUUUAUGAAGCACUUAACUACGAGCCUGUGAAUACCGAUAUUAAUUUUGCGUUUCGAUUUAUUAACGGCGUAUACACGAGCGGCAGCAGGCUCGUAGUAUGGUGCUACCAAUUCAUGGAAUUCACCUCAAUCUUAUGCACACAUUCCUUCCACGGUGCUCAAAUAGUAAUGUUAGGGUGGCGAGGAGAUGUGUGGGCAGUAUAUAUUGCUAGUACCUAAAAGCACACGCCGCUAUAGCUUCUCACAUAGCGACACGCAUUAUAAUACAAGAUCCCACUACACUAUUAUCACGUUCGUUAGAUUUUUUUUCAAAUCAGUAUUCAUUAUCCAAACAAAAAUCUGAAGCUAACUUAUAUAUUAUAUGGUAAGAUGCAUUUUUUCGUUAUUAUAUAAAAAGGUUAAUUAUUGAAAGGCAACGACUAGAUUACUCGCAUAUAUAAAUAAUUUAAUAGUCAAUUAUACAGAUGCAUAUUCUUGUAUUAUUUAUAAUAUUAUCAAUAUAAAUUUCAUAUUGUAUUUUCAUAAAAAAAUCUCAUGAACAUAGUAAACGCGUAAUGGGAUCUUAGCCUAUUAGCAGUUGUUAGCUACAGCAUCGGCUGUUUCCAGUGAUACAAGCGAAUUGACAGGAGAAAUAUUACCAAAAUUUAUUUAAUAACGUCUAUCAGAUCUCAAAUAUAUAAAGUGUGGGACCGUCCUACUGUAAAUUGUAUCGUGAUAGGAAAUUCGAUUCGAGAACUAUAAUAAAAUUUAAUUCUUCGUGGCUGUAUGAGAGAAGCGUAGAUUAGAUGGGAGUAGAUUCCGUCUAGACUAAAACACUAGUGAAAUUAAUCAGUUUAGACGAAUUUUAGUGGUCCCUCACAAUGUAAGUUUAGGAGUGCAUUGUAAUGUAGCGUCCGGCGCAUUGGCAACUUGUAUAGAGAAUAUAUUCCCUCUUUUAACUCGUUUAGUGUAAUUCCCCUAUUACUAGUAAAUGUCUGUGAUUCGAACAUAGUGUUAGGUCCAAUCGAAACGUAAACACCAAUUUGUGCCAACGAUUAAAAUAGUAGAUUAACUAAAACAAAAAUUGUAGUAUUUCAUUAUAUUCAGUAAUAAAUAGACAUAUCUUUCAAUCUUUUGCAAUAUCUUGUACUAUUUAUGGCAAUAUAGUAAAAUCUAAAAUUGAAUCCCUUUCACUUUGUAGUACGAUUGUGCUCUCGAUAUUCUAUUCUGAAAAUAACCGCUCCCGAAAUAUAUUUACUUUCCAAUUCCAAUGUGUAGCGAAACCUCUGAAAUAGAUCACAGUAAAAGCAGAAUGCUGGCUGAUAGCAUUUAGUAAUAAAUUCUCAAUUCACGUUGAAUCUUUUCAACUUGCUUUUCAAGCUGCUUUGAGUGGUUUAUGUAAGUACAAGAUGUCAUAUUACGUCUAACUUAUCGCAAUUUGGAACUUACUGCCACUAUGCAAUGUAGGAUUUUGAUAAGACAAAAAUAUGAAUUAUUAGGUAAAGUCGAGUUGUCAGUGUGCGCGGAGAAUACUAGUGAGUGUAGAUCUACUUAGUGUAGUAAAGCGUGUACCGAGCUUUAGAUACGUUCAUGUAACGAGAGCGGCAUUGGACGAUGCGAAGUUACGGAAAUAA